GUAGAAGAAGAGAAACUGGCACAACAUGCCAGAAUGUUGGAGAAACAUCUUCACUGGUCUAUGGGAGUGUUUCCAAAAUAAAGUAUGGGAAUGAUUUUCCUCGGUGACUGCAUGUUUUCUGUAAGCAUUACUGGGAGUGUAGGACACUGAAGGGUUUGAUCUUUCGCCAGGACAGACAGAGUGUCUGUUGUUGUUGUUAUUCUGUGUGAUUAAACUGAAACUAGCCGUUAGCAGUGAGAGUUCAUAUUUACAGGCUGAUAUUUAGUGGUGUAAAAUGUCGGUGCACUUUGAGGAGAGGAGCGGUGUGGUUCCGUGUAAAACUCCCUGGGGUUCCUGGUACCAGACCAUGGAGGAGAUGUUUAUAGAGGUUAAUGUACCUCCUGGAACAUCCAGCAAAGACAUCAAGUGCAGCCUCGGCAGCAAACACGUAGAGCUCAACGUGAAAGGAAAGGAAAUAUUCAGGGGAAAGUUGUUCGGAACGACGGUUGGCGACGAAGCAACAUGGACACUGGAGGACAAAAAGCUGAUCAGGAUAGUUCUGAUGAAGACGAACCGCGAGGCGGGAAACUGCUGGACGUCGCUGUUGGAGGACCAGUACGCUGCUGACCCAUGGCUACAGGACCAGAUGCAGAGGAAACUCACCUUGGAGAGGUUCCAGAGAGAGAAUCCUGGGUUUGAUUUCAGCGGUGCAGAAAUCUCUGGAAACUUCCACAGUGGUGGACCGGAUUUCAGCAGUUUACAGAAAUAACUUACUAAUUCAAGAGAAUAAGGACUGACUGUAGGAGGUUGUUUUUGUUUGAUGGGACAUUGCACUCAAGAUGCCACAGAUCCAGAUGAAUCUCUGAUGCAGCUCUCCAAAUACAGAAAAAGUGUUUGUGUUAAAGCCAUAACUUAAAUUCUCAAGCAAAGCCUUUGUGCCCAUUUUGUAGAUGCCAGUACAUCAAGUUGCCAGUUUAAUUUUUUAAUCCUUUAAGACUGUCAGUGAAUAAUCUGGAAACUUGGUGUAUUUGUUAGUGACAAGACAGACCACAAUGUACACUGGAGUUAUAAUAAGUGAUUCAGUCAGAUGCAAAAUAAACUUACUGAAUAAACAGACAAGUGAUAAAAA
This is a messenger RNA of Ictalurus punctatus (channel catfish), 1108 nucleotides long. It is a transcript of the gene nudcd2, whose product is annotated as NudC domain containing 2. Gene Ontology annotation, cellular component: cytoplasm. NCBI's taxonomy places the organism in Eukaryota, Metazoa, Chordata, Actinopteri, Siluriformes, Ictaluridae. The record is from RefSeq and is marked provisional. Gene Ontology annotation, biological process: protein folding.